This is a messenger RNA of Cryphonectria parasitica EP155, 885 nucleotides long. RefSeq lists its product as uncharacterized. The transcript is spliced from 3 exons. Gene Ontology annotation, biological process: peptidyl-proline hydroxylation to 4-hydroxy-L-proline. Lineage: Eukaryota; Fungi; Ascomycota; Sordariomycetes; Diaporthales; Cryphonectriaceae. Bases 1 to 885 code for a protein of 294 amino acids. Gene Ontology annotation, cellular component: endoplasmic reticulum. Gene Ontology annotation, molecular function: L-ascorbic acid binding; iron ion binding; procollagen-proline 4-dioxygenase activity. The record is from RefSeq and is a predicted model, not a curated record.
AUGUAUAACUUAUCCAAAUCCAGAACUCCCGCCGCCGAUCCUCGCUCCGAAAACGCCAAAGCCCACCAGAUCCCCGAGGGCGAGCCUAGGGUGGUCGAGGACGGCUCCCUUCCUCCUGACGCCCAACCCAUCACCUUUAACCAGAUCGACUGGACCGAGACCGCCCUUCCCGAGUACGAGGACCGGUACGCGGUGGUGCUCGACAAUGUCCUCUCGCCCAGCGAAUGCCGCACCCUGUUGAGCCUGGCCGAGUCGAGCGUCGAUGUGGAACGUAUGAACUCGGCGUCGAGUCUCCAAGACCCCUGGAGGCCGGCAAUGGUGUCGGCGGGGGCGGGGAUGGAGGUUCUCGACUCGGGGUAUCGGAACUCGGACAGGCUGGUGUGGGACUGCCAGGAGGUUGUGGACCGUCUGUGGGCGAGGUGUCUGCAGGGCGAUGUAGGGGAGACUUUGAUGGAGAAGCUGGCUGUGCUGGAUGGGGAUCAUCGUGUGACGGGCAUCACCAGAAAAGGCAAGGAGGAGAGGUGGGAGAUGGUCGGGCUCGGGAAGAGGAUGAGGUUCCUGCGGUAUGGCGAGGGACAAUUCUUCAAGCCCCACGGCGACGGUCACUAUUCCGAAGAAGUCGGCUGGAAAAAGUUCAAGACCUUCUUCACCCUGCAUCUGUACCUGAACGACUCGGUGGCCGAGGCUGGCGAGGAUGCCGAGCUUGUGGGAGGGGCCACGUCUUUUGUCUCCAACUAUGGAUCGCGGAAAGUUGAUGUAGACCCCAAGGCUGGCCGUGUGCUGAUCUUUCAGCAGAGACUUUUGACACAUGCUGGGGAUGAUGUCGUGGAGGGCAUCAAGUACACGAUGAGGGCUGAGAUUAUGUACGAGCUGGUCAGACCCUAG